This is a messenger RNA of Mesocestoides corti, 2511 nucleotides long. Lineage: Eukaryota; Metazoa; Platyhelminthes; Cestoda; Cyclophyllidea; Mesocestoididae. The record is from the annotation of a GenBank genome assembly.
AUGCUUCAUGCCUGGGAUCGUCUUCACGACUCUCCACAAGGCAUUGUCAAUCACCAAGCCGUGCUUUUGGAUAAUCGCGUCUACAUUAUCGGAGGGUACUUCAGAGAACAGCGUACAGCCUAUGAGGAAAUUGCGCAGAUUGAUUUGUUUGUAUAUGAUUUGGAUAACGGGUCCCAGCGUAAUCACUAUUUCUCUCCAAAGUCAAGCUCGGAGAAACCGCGGCGGCGAUACGGUCAUUCUGUGGUGGCCUGGCGCGGUCGAGGUUGGCUCUACGGCGGCCGAACGGAUGGGUUUGGCUGCUUCGAGUCGGUGUACAUGUUCACUCCUUGCAAAACGCCUUCGCCCACCUGGGCACGCGUCGUCGGAAUCAACGGAGCCCCACCCGUUCGACGCGAUGGACACUCGGCGGCUGUGCUUAACGACUGUAUGUUCAUCUUCGGUGGCUACUUGGAUGAGCUUCAACGUUUGGACAACACCGUUUACAGACUAAAUUUCCUGACCUGGUCCUGGAGUACUAUAGACAUCGUCGGGACACAACCGUUGCCUCGGGACUUUGCCAGUCUUACUGUCACUCCCUGUGGCCGCCUUUUCAUGUUUGGCGGUCGAUGUCGGUCCAUUACCCCUGAUGAAGAUGACGAAGACGUGUACGACGCCAUCUUGUGGGAACUCGUACCAAAUGACGCCACCGCCUUAAAGCCCUGUCCCUACGAGGAGAUCUGCCGUCUAAGAUCUCGUGGGCCAAAGAACUUCGGUAUAAUGGUAGAGGAGACUUUGCUUGGCCAGUGGCGUGAGGACUUGUGUGACGAUCCUAACGAAGUCUGGCAUUCGACACCCACGCGACCGCUUUGUCUGCAGCGACACAUAGCUCCACCCUAUCAGGAUUCGGCUUGUAGUGGAUUUCUUGACCCAACGGCAUGGAAUUCGUGUACGUGGCGUGUCGUUCACCGGCCCGUGGUUGACUGCUCCACGCCUCUUCCUCUCACGCCCCACCUCAUGAUGGAGCUGCGUGAAGCCUCUCUCAUUACUGCAAAUGAAGAAAGUAUGCUCCUCAUGGACGCAUUCACCUCCGGUUUAUCCUCAGAUGACGAAGCGUGUCCUCUGGGACGGAGGAGCCAGUCUACCUGGUACCAUGCCGGGAACAUUUUUGUGGCAUUUGGUUCCCUAAAAUGCCCUCGCCUGCACGCAAAGUUCUACUUCAACGACAUUCGGCGGUUCUCGCUCUCCGAGGGUCGUUGGUACCGCGUGAACUGCGCCACUCCGCUGCCGCCGGCACGACGGAGGACCGUUGCUGUCCCUUUGGGUGUUGACGGGCGUGUCUUCGUAUUCGGCGGGACCCAUCCCGAACUUGCACCGCCUCCUGAGGGCCAUCUUGCGGAGGCGGUGCAGGAUGGCAAGGUGACGCUGCCCCCCGUCCUACGAAUUUCUGCCUCGGGUGACACUCCCACCACGCCGUCCAACACUGACGCGGAACCGCAUUCCAUCCCGAGCAGCAGCGCCGAAGCCCGUGCAGACGCCUCCACCCCAGUCAGCAACUCGUCCUCCUUUUUUUUCACCAACCGUCCCCUAUGUGUGAUUGCCAGUUACCUCCUCGGGGUAAAUCACGAAGUACCCAGUUACGACUUCUCGUUUCACAUUUUCCUCCCUUGGAGUCGCCCACAAUUUGGCCCGGAGGAUCUUCGCAAUCCCGUAAUCCUUUAUGCCUCCACCGACGAGAUUGCAUCCGGUGCGUUGGUCGAGGAUUUUGCGCUUUCCGCUGGCGGCCGCGCACGCGCAAGAUCGUUUGCGCAGCUCCUCUUUAGUACCCUGGCUGGCUCAUUGGGUAGGGAUGCGUAUCCCAAUGAACAUCCUACGGCGAUAGUUUGGGCACAGUCACAGGGAACCAACACUUUCACCAUUUUCGGCACUUCCGCCGUGAAUGCGCUGGUGGAAGGAUUUAAGCGUCAAAUGAUCGCGGUUGCGGGGAGGUUCGCGGCGCGCCUUCUCGAUCAUAUCUCGACCUCGGGGCUUUUGCUUGAACCAGAACACCAAAGGCGAAUCCACGUAGACCUCCAAAUGAGGAAUCAGACGAACUUUUCCGCCUAUGUUUCGCACAUGGCCUAUCCCACACGUGCUCUGUAUUGGCUGAGGCACACUGAAGUGCCACGUUUGCAAAGCUUGGUGCCACUGUUUUAUCGCAGGAGUAGUUUUUUGCCCCCCAUUUUUGACCACGAAGGCUUCGAUGAACCUGAGUCAGAUUCUUCGAUCUGUAGUGAAGAUGAUUACAUUGAUACAUUUGGGGUAAAUGGGAAGGAAGUUUGUGCAAGCAUCCCUUCUAUGAACUGUUGUGUACUGCGUGGAAGUGAACGUCUCAGGGAUCUUGCCGACUGUUACAUCCUGUAUCCUGACGCCACGCUAUAUCAGUUGUGUCUUCUGCGUGUCCGGCGUCUCUGCCGAAACCUCCUUCAACUGCCUCCCGACAUCCCGUGGCCCAUUUUAGGUCAUCUGCGCCAUCUAUUUCCUGGGAAUACCUGA